AUGGAAGAGUUCUUCCAGUACAUUGGACCGGACAACGGCGCUGUCCUAUCGUCGACGCUACUGAAUCAAAACCGUCUGUUCGUCUACUCGACGCCCAGUGAAGCGCAGAUCAAUCGCUGCGUCCAUUUGCCCGUCGGCUCGUACUUUGCGUGCUCCACUGUCCUCUACUACGACGACAAUGUGUGGCUGAAAAUCCGUCGUGGCUGCUUUUCCAACACGCAGCAUAAUGGAUACAUUCGUGUACACUUUGCGUUCCCAACGACGACAGGAGGUCUGCUCGAUGGCAGUGACCUGCCGUCCCGUCAGUAUGCUGCAGUGGUCGAAGCACAGCCAGCACCGUUUCGGUACAUGCGCCGACUUCCAGCAUUUCCGACGUACAUGUGUGCGCGUGACCGGCUAAUGCUGUAUCGCGAGCCAGUGUUUACGCUCCAUUCAACGUCCAUGUCGUCAGCAUCCUCCCGCGGUGCUGCUGGCGGAAAUGCCGAUCGGGCUACGACGCUGCGUCCAAUGCAGCGUUAUAUGCCGCCCGUGAGCGUGUUUCGAGCUACUGAGUGCCGAUUCAAUGACGACUUUACGCAAUUGGCCAUCAAGGUGACGAUGGCAGGUGCUGCCGGCGUCGGUGGGUGGAUCAAUGCGUCGUUCCACAAGACACUGAUUGAGGUGGAAGAUCCGAGCACGUGCGGGUUUUUUCGUCAUGGACCUGUGUACCUGCAGAACGUGGCCGGACGAAGCGGCAAGUGGGCAGGAGAACUGCCAGUUCGAGCAAUUCCGAAUCUCCAAGCGCCACAGAUGUACAGUAUCGAGAGCUACCGCGUGGUGCGUGCGAUUGAGCGCAAGUUGCUAAAAGACCGCGUGUGGGUACGGAUUGAGCCGCUCAAAGCGCAGCAGGAGCUGCAAGGUGGUGUUGACGGAAAGAGCGAGAACAGCGAUGGAUGUACAGCAGAACAAGGCAAUCACGAAGAAGAAGGGCAGGCUAGUAGCGAUACAGCAGUAGUUGCAGGGCCGGAUGCGUGGGUCAUCGAGCGCAAUGCAAACACUGCUCAGAGAGUGAUGGCGCCAUGGGGAAGUACACGUAUCCGGAAUGCGCCGGCUGACGACGAUGUUGAGAGGUACUACCGCACUGUGUACAGUCGUCGGCCACUUCCUUUGCGUCGCACUGCGGAUCUGCAAGCUGACAUCGUUGGUCAUCUUGAACCGGGGUCUGUGUUUGCUUCCACUCAGCGCGUUCUCAAUGAAAAGGGACGCAUGUGGAUUCGAGUAGUUUUGCCUCGAAACCGACCUGUCCAUUCCAGCAAAAGAGUCGGUAACGACGUUGAUGAGAACGAUGCAAAUCGUGAGAACGAUGCCGCGGAGUCCACACGGAAAGAAGACGAUCUCCAAGACGUUGGCCAAACCGUUCAGUACGGCUAUGCGAUCCAAUCGAACGCGAAGACAAACACGUGUAUGGUCCAGGAAAUUCCUCCGCCGGGAAAGAUGACUCCGAAGCAGUACUAUCAGAUAUUCAUGUCACCGGACGACACACAAGCACAGAUGUCGAGCCCGAGCCACGAUGAAGAAGCAGCGGGAUGUGCGCCAGAAAACACGUUGACAGCUCGCGCUGAGGCUUCGAGCUCUGCAAAAGAGCUAUUUCAUGUUAAGAAUGGUGCCAUUCUGUCUGCCAUUGGCGCUGUGUUCAGCGCUGAAGAGGGCCGAAUGUGGCUGCAAGUGUUAGCUACGGAAUUGGAUCCAGCGAUGAAAGUGAAGCUUCGACGGGCGCUCUCGGACGUGGAGCAAAACAUGAACGUGGUAUAUCUUCCAAUGUGCGAUCCGAGUCGAAAUGCUCACGAGUGUGUUCUUAUGCCGAUCCAUCGUGAGCUAACUAGGAUCGACAAUCCCGUCAAUGCUGAGAAAGACGGCUCGCAGUCUCCAUCGCGGGUCGUGUUUAGUGGUCGCGCAUCGAAGCUUUUUGGCUCCCAUUUGCUGCGCCCGUCUACGAUUGACCUGCCGUCAGCAUUUCAUGCGAAACCCAGCAAUUGCGAAUCGCUGAGUAGCGGUAUCACGGCCCAUGAUCCAACUAUAGGUGAGACCGACCGUGCGCAAAGUUUGAAAGAAGAGAUCACCGCGUGGCAACUGCAGACUGGCAAUCGCAUGACUCAGCUGUACACACAAGUUGGAUCAUUGGCCGGCUACACGAUAAGUUGUGUGGCUCGCCCGUUCGCUUCGUGCUUGGCGCAUCAGGAAGCAAAACGUCGGUAUCAAGAAUUGGAACAGGAUGGGGAGGAGGAGGGCAUGGAGGAGUAUGCGCUCGAAGACGAAGGCGAUGAUUUGGAGAUGUGA
This is a messenger RNA of Hyaloperonospora brassicae, 2316 nucleotides long. The record is from the annotation of a GenBank genome assembly. Lineage: Eukaryota; Oomycota; Peronosporomycetes; Peronosporales; Peronosporaceae.